AUGGGGCUCCGGGACUGGGUCUGGGGGAGGAAGAAGGAGGAUGCUGCGCCGAGCGCGGUGCCGUCGGAGUCGCUGACGCUCCCAAGCAGCCCCGCGCCCCCCGCGCAGCCGGACCCGGUCACCGCGCCGGCCGCCAGGAUGUACAACCCUUAUGACGGUAUGGACACGGGGGGCAUCGGGGGCAUCCGGGCGGUGCAGAGCGUGUACGCGAUGCCACAAAGCCCGCAAUUCCUCUUUGACGCCGAGGCGAAGAUCAAACGGCGCUCCUGGGGCGACAACCUCGCGUACUACACGGGCGUGGGCUACUUGUCAGGAUGGCUGGGCGGUGGAGCCUUCGGCGCGGCCACGGGCAUCGCGUCCUCGCCCGAGCCGGGAAUGGUCGACACCAACCGCCUCAAGAUCAACCGCUUCCUGAACAGCACGGCCUCCCGCGGAACCCGCGCCGGCAACGCCCUCGGCAUGGUGGGCAUGAUAUUCGCGCUCUCCGAGUCCGGCCUGUUCUACGUCGGCGAGAACCACGUCCCAGUCGACUACCCGGACGCCCUCAACACCCUCGCCGCGGGCUUCCUCACCGGCGCCCUCUUCCGCGCCCCCCGCGGCCCGCAGCUCGCCGCCGUGGCCGGCGGGGCCGGCGUGGCGGCCGCCGCCGCGCUGCUCGCGGGCCGCAGCGUCAUCAAGGGCCUGUGA
Messenger RNA from Pedinophyceae sp. YPF-701, 687 nucleotides. The record is from the annotation of a GenBank genome assembly. Lineage: Eukaryota; Viridiplantae; Chlorophyta; Pedinophyceae.